GUGUAGGCGGCAGUUUCAAAAGAACGCGCCAUGGAGCGAUGGGCGAUCUCGUAGCUCUCUCGAGUCUUCGGUUCUCCCACCGACGCCUCUCCUCCUGUCGGCGCCGGCGACGACAGGCGAUCGUCGUCCACGAAUUACCACGACGCGAUCGCCCCAAUCAGCUGCGACAGAACCCUGGUUGGCAGGUCAAUCAGGCUAUUCUACAAAGGUGAAUCGACUUGACCAGGGCACUUGCGCGGUAACAUGACUUGCACAGGGAGAUGGGUUGUUACAUACACAAAGCACUUGAAGCAGAAGAGAAAAACCUAUCACGAUGGUGUAAUAGAGAUUAGUGAUCCAGGAAACAAGGUUUUGUUGUAUGAUGAUAGCGAAAAACUCAUAGAUAGUAGAUUCUUGAAGAAAGAUGAAGUAAUUGGAAGUGGUGGAACUCUGACCUUUGAAGCUCAUCUUGUUGACAUUGGAAACCUCGAAGAAAAAGGGCCUUUCAAAAAUCUAAAUUCCAGUAGAAAUGACUCAAAGUUAAGUGAAAAGGCUCAGAAUCUGCAGCAGAAGGAGAAUGAGAAAAGCAUGCAUCACAAUAAACUGGAACAGAAAUAUCUAAGUGGGGCAAACAGCAAAAGCAGAGUGAACAAGAAUGAACCUGAUAGCCUGGGGGCAAAAGAAACUCAUGAUGUUACCCACAGUGAUCCAAAAGAGUGGAAUGUUUUGUACACCACUCAAAUAUCUCAAAAGGCAAAAAAGUAUCAUGAUGGAGUAUUGCGACUUUCAUUAUGUGGAUCACAUAUGAAUCAGAUUAUGUUGCUGAGUGAAGAUGGUUCAGUACUGAGUAGCAAGUACCUUAAAUCUGUUGAAUGUAUUCGAGCUGGGAGCAAAUGUGAGUUACCCAACCAUCUCGUUGAAAUUUGUGAGCCACGGAUUCGAUGUGAAGAAGGUCUCCAAAAGUUACCAUCAAAGCAGCUUAUGAGAUCUAGCAGUUCUAGCAACAAGAAGUCAACAAAGGACAUUUGCAACACCCACUUGGAACAAGCAGUAGGUCCCUGCAGCUCCAAUUCUGUCAAGUCCAUGGAUUCUAGCCGGGCACAAAAUAACAAGCCAUUACGUGAUGCCUGCCAAAUUCUUCGCACUCUUAAGAAGCCAUUUCCUAUUGAGAAAAAUGAUCCAAGAAACUCUCCGGUAGCACAUGUCAAUGCAUCACCAUCUCUUGAUUUUGUUUUGCCGGAUGCACAAUGCCAGAGCAAGGAUCUAAAUUUGCAAGGGGGUGGCAAUCACAAAGGUGACUUUAGUGAAUGUGCUUCUCGAACUUCCUUGCCAGGAACUCCUGACAUAAAAUCGACUUCAUCUGAGCAAGUAAUACAUACAGAACCCAAGUUCAAAGUGGAUUCUCUGGCUAUAACAGCCUCUGUGGAAGGACACAAUACAUCAGAUCAUAGCUCUUUGUCUGAACGCAGCCAGGGAAUGUCGGCAGACAAAUGCUGUUCUAAUGUUCAAGACUCAAGAGAGCUUGCUGGUUUCAUGAAUGGAAAUCUGCCUGUCAGAGAGCCUUGUCCGUCUGAUGGAAAAGAAGAUACUGCUGACCCUUUCGCUAAUUUUCUGAAGGAAAAUAACACUUCUGAUAGCAGUAUUUCUGGAAGGAGCUGCAAUGGCACUUUAAAUGCCAAUGAAGGGAAAGAUGAAGUCACUCACCCGAUAUCAUCAAAGGACAAUGAACAUGAAGGGAAGUGCAGGAUGGUUGAAAUUUCGGAUGCAUCUGCUGCUACCCACAUGAUACAUGAGAAUUUUGACUGCCAGAACUCAUUAAACGAGAGCCUUAUCGAAGAUGAUGUCCCAACAUUUGAUUUGGGCUUCUAUUAACAGGUUCAGAUUAUUUCAACUUUUAAUGCAGCCAAUUUUAACAAAUCUUAAAGAGUUCAUUGCGUGGAUGUAUAAUACUUUACAGUAAUCUCUCAUGCAUUAUGCAGAAAGAAUCUGAUU
Molecule: messenger RNA, 1971 nt
Organism: Musa acuminata AAA Group (dessert banana)
Lineage: Eukaryota; Viridiplantae; Streptophyta; Magnoliopsida; Zingiberales; Musaceae
Exons: 13
Coding region: 244-1851 (535 amino acids)
Biological process (GO): double-strand break repair
Cellular component (GO): site of double-strand break; nucleus
Source: RefSeq, a predicted model, not a curated record